Molecule: messenger RNA, 2080 nt
Organism: Boleophthalmus pectinirostris (great blue-spotted mudskipper)
Lineage: Eukaryota; Metazoa; Chordata; Actinopteri; Gobiiformes; Gobiidae
Gene: zc3hc1
Product: zinc finger, C3HC-type containing 1
Cellular component (GO): nucleus
Molecular function (GO): zinc ion binding
Source: RefSeq, a predicted model, not a curated record
UCAUGGCUGAACAUGGCGGCUGUCGGCGGUAAUCGUGCCGAUCGCUUUGGUAACUCUAAUUUCUCGAAGUCAUCCCUGGUUUCCCCGGAGAAAGUGCGCGAACUCCUAAAUGAAGGGGUGUCGUCGGUGGAUAACGCGGCCAACAGUCAAGCGGAUGCAAAGGACUCCGAAGCUGGGAGCGGCCAAGCACCAUGUGAAGCAACAAACAAAGAGGUUUUCUCCAGGGUGGAGUCCUAUUCAUGUCUGAAAUGGGCUGGGAAACCUCGCUCACUGUCCCCGCUCAUGUGCGCCCGAUACGGAUGGAUCAACGUGAGCUGUGACAUGCUCAAGUGCUCCAGCUGCCAGGCCUUCCUCAGUGCGACGUUACAACCAACUCUAGACUUUGAGAAAUAUGAGUCACGCAUUGCCGAAAUCUCCAGGCAACUUCAAACACAACAUGAAAAGUUUUGUCCUUGGCCAGACUUCCCAUGCCCCGAGCGGAUUUGGGUGGUUCCUGCCUGUGAGCCCUCAGCUCUUCUUGCCUCUUUCCUGGAGCGGUUUCACAGCACAUGUCUUCUCUCACAGCAGCUUCCAGCGCUGAAACCAGAGCAAUUAAAAUCUAUGUUGUUGACUGAAGAUAAUGUCAGUGUUAUAUUACAACUAAUAGAAGAAGAACAAAAGCGAAAAGGGGAGAGUCCUUGUUCUGAACCUUUGGCUGUUCAAGUGGCUGCAUGUAUUGUGGCUCUGUGUGGAUGGGCUGCAAGCCCGUCUCAGUGCACCAUGAACCUGCCCAUCCUCACCUGUUCAUUUUGUAAACGAAAAGUAGGCCUGUGGAAUUUUCAUCAAAUGGAGGAAGCAGCGGGGGACGUAGAGAAUACCCCAACCCCGGUGAGCACGUCUGGAUCAGGGACAACCAGCCCGGCUCUAGUCCCACCUGAGGGCCAAGGGGACGGUCCUUUUCAGGCCACUACUGCCACUACCCCCUGUCGCAUGAAACUGAGAAGUCAAGACACCACCCGCUUGGACCAGGGUGAAGGCGUGAAUAUGUCCCCUCAAGCUAUGCGCACCAAAAGUAGAGAUUCUUCCAGCCCCACUGAGGAGCUGCCGAGUCCUAGAGGAAAGAGACCUGCUACUCGGAGUAAAGGACAGGGAGAUAUACAGCCCACUGCCAAACGACUGUGCCUUUCAUCAGCUGGUCCUGAUGACCUGCUGCAAAAGACUAUAUUUGACCCCUUGGCCCAGCACAGAGACUGGUGUCCAUGGGUGGCCGUGGGUAAAGAGAAUGUAGACCCCGGUUCGACCUCUUUAUUGGACAGUGACUCCCCAUAUCAACAGGGCUGGAAAGCUGCUCUAGACCUGCUCAUACCACUGAAAAAGAACGGCAACGCAGCAGAUAGUAGUCCCGCACAGGCUCGUGACAAGUCUAAAAGAGUAUUUGCUAUAUUUCGACAAUGGCAGGUAGCCUCUCAAUCCCAGUAGAAGGUUUCAGCAGUGGAUUCAGAACUAACUUACUUACCCUCUUUGUGGUACACCGUCUGCAGUCAUUUUCAUCUGAAUGGGACAAAGAACUAUUUAGCCUGAGCAUUUUAAGAUUCAUCAGUGUUUGUCAGUAGGUUUUGUUUCAUGAGAAGCCCAGAAUGUGAAAGAUGACUGCUUUUUAAGGACAGUGGUGACAAUAUAUAAUGGCAUGCAGUGUCAUUGCACAAAAGGACUCCACACUAUUAUAUGGUUUACAUAUGGUAAGUAUUUGAGUUUGCAUUUUAGUUAUUAGGAAAUUGACUGUAAAGUGGUAGAGGUACUGCUGAAGUACGUUGCUUGAACCUGAAUAUCUUGUACUACCAAAAACUGUGAGAAUGUUUAAAUAUAGAAAAGCAGAUUGGAUUAGUUAGUCCUAUAUGACAAACUUUUCAAUAGUACAGACUGUAGAUUGUUACCAGCUGUGCCAUACAUUUCUGUUUCACACUGGAAUCGGGAUGCCUUUUUUUUUUUCUUGUCUUCCUGUGAUAUCAUUUUAAAUGCAGUCAUUUAUAUCCACUUUUGUCAUUUUAUAACUAUUUGCGGUUUCCUGAAUUUAAAAAUAAUAAAUAAUAAUGUAACAUUA